GCAGCCAUAACCCGUGAGGUGGGGGCUCCGGUGUAAAGCCGAAGGUUCCGCCUCUGUAAACAAAGCAAGAGGAACCAGGCGGAGCCUCCGUCACAUUUGUGGUUCAGUAGCAGGUUACAGUUAACUCUAGUCUCCCCAAACAUGUCUUGAUUAAGAAAAAAUAACAUUUAGCUGGAUUCAACCGGCAGGAAUAACUUAAAAGGCGGGAACUGAGCAUCCGUGUGUAGGAGUUUAGCCGGUCGCCAUGGAAACCACCACCUCCCUGAAGAUGACCUCUCUGGUGGUCCAGAGUCUGUUCAGCUACGUGGAGGAGGACAACCUGGCCGCCCUCCAGACUCACCUGGACAAGUUCAGAGACGUGGACUGCAGGAGCGACAACGGACAGACGCCACUGAUGGUGGCAGCAGAGCUGGGCAGCCUGGAGAUCGUCCAGGAGCUGAUCAGGAGGGGCGCCACCGUCGACAUGGACGACGUGGACUGCUGGACGGCGCUGAUCUCCGCCGCUAAGGAGGGACACCUGGAGGUGGUGAGGGAGCUGCUGGAGAGCGGCGCCAACCUGGAGCACCGAGACAUGGGAGGCUGGACGGCGCUCAUGUGGGCCGCCUAUAAGGGCCGGACGGAGGUGGCCCGGCUGCUGCUGGAGAGAGAAGCCAAUCCGAACAUCACUGGGCAGUACAGCGUCUACCCGAUCAUCUGGGCGGCGGGCCGCGGCCACGCAGAGAUCGUCGAUCUCCUGCUGCAGUAUGGAGCCAAGGUCAACUGCUCAGACAAGUACGGCACCACCCCGUUGAUCUGGGCCUCCAGGAAGGGCCACUACGACAGCGUGAUGCACCUGCUGGCCAACGGAGCUGAUGUGGAUCAGGAAGGAGCAAACUCCAGGACGGCUCUGAUCGUGGCGGUGAAAGGCGGCCACACGGACGUCGUCAAAGAGCUGCUGAAGAGGAAUCCCAACGUCAACAUGACCGAUAAGGACGGCAACACGGCGCUCGCCAUCGCCGCCAAGGAGGGCCACACGGAGAUCGUUCAGGACCUGCUGGACGCCGGAACCUACGUCAACAACCCCGACCGGAGUGGAGAGACAGUGCUGAUUGGAGCAGUAAGAGGAGGACAUGUGGAGAUUGUCCGAGCUCUGCUCAACAAAUACGCCGAUGUCGACGUCACGGGCCAGGAUGGGAAGACUGCCCUCUACUGGGCAGUGGAGAAAGGAAACGCUGCCAUGGUGAGGGACAUCCUGCAGUGCAAUCCUGACACGGAGAGCUGCACCAAGGACGGAGAGACUCCGCUUGUUAAAGCCACUAAAAUGAGGAGCAUAGAUGUCGUGGAGCUGCUCCUGGAUAAAGGAGCCAAAGUGUCUGCAGUGGACCGGAAAGGGGACACUGCCCUGCACAUUGCGAUCCGCGGGCGCAGCCGAAAGCUGGCCGAGCUGCUGCUCAGGAACCCAAAAGAUGGCCGCCUCCUGUACCGGCCCAACAAAGCUGGAGAGACGCCGUACAACAUCGACUGCACCCACCAGAAAAGCAUCCUGACGCAGAUAUUUGGAGCCAAGCACCUUUCCCCAACGGAGACAGACGGCGACAUGCUGGGUUACGACCUGUACAGCAGCGCUCUGGCGGACAUCCUCAGUGAGCCCACCAUGCAGCCGCCCAUCUGUGUUGGUCUGUACGCUCAGUGGGGCAGCGGCAAGUCCUUCCUCCUCAAAAAGCUGGAGGAUGAGAUGAAGACCUUUGCAGGGCAGCAGAUCGAACCGCUGUUCCAGUUCUCCUGGCUGGUGGUUUUCCUCACGCUGCUCCUCUGCGGCUCAGUCGCCAUCAUUCUGGGUUUUACCGUCGACCCCAAGCUGGCCAUCGCCGUCUCCCUCAGCCUCCUCGCUCUGCUCUACACCUUCUUUGUGUUGGUGUACUUUGGGAGCCGGCGUGAGAAGGAGAGCUGGCACUGGGCCUGGGUCAUCAGCGCCCGUCUGGCCCGUCAGAUCGGCUACAUGGAGCUACUGCUCAAGCUGAUGUUUGUGAACCCGCUGGAUCUUCCAGAGCAAACCGCUAGAGCCCUGCCUGUCAGGUUCUUGUUCACGGACUAUAACCGCCUGUCCAGCGUCGGAGGGGAGACGUCUUUGGCUGAAAUGAUCGCCACGCUGUCGGACGCCUGCGAGGCGGAGUUCGGCUUCUUGGCCACCAGGUUGUUCCGGGUUUUCAUGAACGAUGAGAUCAAAGGUCAGAAAUGGAAGAAAACCUGCUGCCUUCCGUCCUUCGUGUUUGUUUCGCUGACGUGUGGAUGCCUGAUCACCGGUGUGGUGCUGCUAUCCAUCUUUAAGGUGGACUCUGAAAACCUGACGGUAAACACAGUUCUGAUAGCGAUGGCCAGCGUGGUCGGACUGGCGUUGCUGCUCAACUUCCGGACCUGGUGGCAGGUGGCCGACUCCGUCCUCAACUCCCAGAGGAAGCGGCUGCAUGGCGCCGCCAACAACUUACAUAAGCUGAAGAGCGAAGGGUUUAUGAAGGUCCUGAAGCACGAAGUGGAGAUGAUGUCCAAAAUGGCCAAAACCAUCGACGGCUUCACUCAGAACCAAACGCGCAUGACGGUCAUCAUCGACGGGCUGGACUCUUGUGAACAGGACAAAGUUCUGCAGAUGCUGGACACGGUGCGAGUUCUCUUCUCGAAGGGUCCGUUCAUCUCCAUCUUCGCCAGCGACCCUCACAUCAUCAUCAAAGCCAUCAACCAGAACCUGAACAGCGUCCUGAGAGACUCCAACAUCAACGGCCAUGACUACAUGAGGAACAUUGUCCACCUGCCGGUCUUUCUCAACAGCAGAGGCCUCAGCCGCGCCAAGAAGCUCUGCAUGGCCACGCCCACAAACGGGGAGGCCGACGGGUGUCAUGACGACAUGGACAGAAGGAUGUCUCUGAUCAGCCUGGCCCAAGAUCAAGUCAAGGUUGGCAGCAAGACUACUCUAAACCGAAGGGACACGUACCGGCGGCGGCAGAUGCAGAGGACCAUCACCAGGCAGAUUUCGUUCGACCUGACCAAGCUGCUGUUGACGGAGGACUGGUUCUGUGACAUCAGCCCCCAGACCAUGAGGCGGCUGCUCAACAUCGUCUCCAUCACAGGUCGCCUGCUGCGCGCCCAUCAGAUCAUCUUUAACUGGGACCGCCUGGCGUCGUGGAUCCACCUGACGGAGGAGUGGCCGUACAGAACGUCGUGGAUCAUCCUGUUCCUGGAGGAGGCCGAGGGCGUGUCGGAUCAGGUCACACUCAAGACCAUCUAUGAGAGGAUCUCCAAAAACAUCCCCACCACCAAGGAUGUGGAGCCGCUGCUGGAGAUCGAUGGAGACAUCCGCAGCUUUGAGAUCUUCCUGUCCUCCAGGACACCAGUCAUCAUCGCCAGAGACGUGGAGACGUUCCUGCCCUGCACUGUCAACCUGGACCCCAAACUCAGGGAGAUCAUCGCAGAUGUGCGUGCGGCCAGGGAGCAGAUGCAUUUAGGAGGGGUGACCUACCCCACGCUGCCCCUGCAGGAGGCAGCGCCGCGACCCGCGCCGGGCUUCGGCCCGCUCUCCGCCGCCGGCUCCCCGAUCGGCUCCUUCGGCGGCGCGCUGCCGCCUCAGCCACACAGCGCCUACUUCAGUGGGAUGACGGGCCCUCAGCACCCCUUCUACAACCGGCCAUAUUUCCCCCAUCAUGUCUACCACCUGCCGCGACCUUACGCUCACCUUGCCCCCUCAUCCUCACGUCCCUCCGCUAAACUGUCCAGUCCGCCGCAGGACGCCGUCGGACUCGAUGUUAUUGCAGAGGAUGCCAGGGAGGGCCUCCCCUCCAGCCCAUGUGACCCAGCCAUGGUAACCUCGCUAGCAUUAGCAUUAGCAUCCAUGUUCGGCACAAUGCUCACGACUGUCUAGUCAAAGUAACCUGGAAUUAUCCGCUUGUGAAGCUUUUGGUGUAUUUAAGUAUCCUUAGGCCUGUCACAGUAAUCAAUAAACCAAUAAUAAAUUAAAACAAAUUAAAUUUUUAUUUGCAUAAUUUAUUGUUUUUUACUUUCUCCUAAAAACUGUAAGAUAAGUUUUCAGUCUUGCUCCUUUCUUUGAAGGAUAAUUUUGUUCAUAAUUCGUUUUAUUUCUUGUUUCUGUUGUUUUUAUUUUGAAUAUUUGAAAUGUUUGUUGUUGUGACGGUGAGCUGCGCCGUAAGCAGGUCUGUUUUCAUGUAGCUGUUUUUCUGGAUCGGAUCCAUAUCGGCCGAUUCUUAACCUCAGUGGAUCGGUCCAACAUGAGCUUCACGAUUUUAAAUGAAUUAAUGCGAUAAAUGAAGACGGCCUGCAUGCCGUCUAACUUCAGCCUUGAUUUGACCUCUGACCUCGUUGCUGAAGCUCUGCUUCUCCAGAACAGAACAAUUUAAUGAUAAGACAGCUCAGGAGACGUCUGCUUAUCGGCGCCCAGCCGGCAGCCGAGUGAGCGAUGCAGAGCUAGAUGAGCCCGUUCUCCUCCGAUCGUCGUGAUUCCUGCUUUGUUUUUAUUUUCUCUUAACAUUUACGCCGCAGUCGUCUGCGUUUUCCUGCUAAUCUGGGUUUGUGAGCAGCGUAAUUACCGAGCCGGUGUCUGUGUGAGUUCGGCUCCCUGCGGCUGCCGGGACGAUCAUCAGAGCAACUGUUGGGGCUGGCGUGCACACACACACACACACCCGCACGCACACACACACACGCACACACACUCGCACUCUGGUACUGUACGCUGACAAUGAGCCCAGCUCUGGUGGAGCUUAUCUCCAUACCAAGACGCUUCCUCCCUCACUGAGCUCUGUUUCCUCUUCCCCAUCCUUCUGCCCAGCCCAGCUGUAAUUACACUCUUAUCACACACACACACACACACACACACACACACACACACACACUCACUUUGUGUCACGUUCUCCGUCUGAAUCUUCCCUGAAUUGAAACUUCUGCUUUUUGUUGAGUAAAAGGUGUCGGCGGAGAUUAGCGCUCGUUGUUUCAUAAUUCUCUAACAGUUUCUACGUCUCCAGGCCGCCGCCCGUUUCUUUCUGUCUGUGUUCACGUCUGCCAUCUUUGUUCGCAGGUUGGGUCUCGGCUGCGUAGCGCCCAGAGUUUUAUCUGUGGUUUUUGACUGUUUGCUUCUUCUUGUCUCCUU
Xiphophorus couchianus (Monterrey platyfish) is the source of this 5128-nucleotide messenger RNA. It is a transcript of the gene kidins220a, whose product is annotated as kinase D-interacting substrate 220a. The record is from RefSeq and is a predicted model, not a curated record. Lineage: Eukaryota; Metazoa; Chordata; Actinopteri; Cyprinodontiformes; Poeciliidae. Gene Ontology annotation, molecular function: PDZ domain binding; protein kinase regulator activity. The transcript is spliced from 27 exons. Bases 245 to 3889 code for a protein of 1214 amino acids.